Messenger RNA from Saccharomyces kudriavzevii IFO 1802, 1794 nucleotides. It is a transcript of the gene RBH1, whose product is annotated as Rbh1p. The transcript has a single exon. NCBI's taxonomy places the organism in Eukaryota, Fungi, Ascomycota, Saccharomycetes, Saccharomycetales, Saccharomycetaceae. Bases 1 to 1794 code for a protein of 597 amino acids. The record is from RefSeq and is a predicted model, not a curated record.
AUGAAAGUAUUCAAAGACGAAGAAGAAAGAACGUUUUCGAAUUUAAGAGCCAUCAUUUGCGCCUGUCAGACAUACAGUCCUGUACCUCAUCACUUACAGGAAACUAAAGCAAAGAUCAUCAGUGCUGCUAAAUUAAUUAUAGAUACCUAUUUUUCAUCAUUUACCACAAUCGAUGAGAUUUCCGAUAUAAGGACCUAUCUCUUUGUGUGGCUUAGGGACCUUGGAAUGUUAGAUCUAUAUCAAACAGUUCUCCUGGAGAGUAUUUCCCUGAUGUUUGACCUCACUACCUCUAACUUUAGAAAUUGGACGGUCGAAGAUAGUUUUCCUCAUUUAAUUGUACACCUUUAUACCAGAAUAAAGAGCUACCAAGUACUCUUAAACGAUUCAGUGUUAAGUGAAUUUUUUGCAAACUUCGAUCAUACUUUCAGGACUGCUUACAACCUCGCAAAUUGUGCUGUUUAUGAGUACGAUGAUGUUCAUUAUAUAUCAGACGACGCAUACUCCUUAGUUGCAUCUGUGAAGAUAGAUCCCGCACAAAUCAUCAAAAGAGAAUAUUUUAGGCUUUCAAUUCAGAAAUUAAACGUAUCAGACGUAUUAAUUGAGAUUUUUCACCUUCUUGAUGGAUUGGCAAUUUUUAAGGUGAAUUCUUGUAGUCUAUCCAAGUUUACUGGUUCGAUUGAAACCGUUUUUCGUAGCAUCUCUGAAGGUAACUAUGAAAUCCUAGAACUAGGAAGAAGUUUGAUGUUUCCGCUUUUGAGGGUUGGAGAUUUCAAAAUCUGCAAGAUUAAUGAUAGGGGGGCAGUAAUAUCGUUUACCGAGGCGAACGACGUAAAAUUGGAAAUAUUUAGCCUGGACGAAGCCUCAUGGAUAACGCAGUGGAAGCGGUGCUUCCAAAAUCAUGUGAAAGGGGCAGUAAAAGACAGUUCAUUCACCAAAACUGUAUCCAAGAAUUUUAAAAGUUUAGACAAGUUUAAUACUGGGCUUGGCCUAAUCGUAGAAGAAAAUAUUCUACCAGAGGAUUCUACGUUAGUCUCCACAGAACAGCGAAGCCCCCCACCUUCAAAUAAUGGCUGCUUAUUACAUAGAUCGAAACCGUUACAAAUUCCUUUAUCAUCUGUUGUUCGAGACGAUUUUGGUGAUGAUUAUAUCUCCCUGGAUGAAAAUAAUAGUCAUGAAUCCUACAGUGGUCCAGAGAGCAUUAUAUCAGGCUAUGGAUUUCAUGGCAGUACAUUUUCUGGUGACGACUCACUUUCUUAUUCUUCUAAGACAAUACACAAAAAUUCGAUGCAGGUGAAAAUAACGGACGAGAACACUGUACUUUCUGUGAAUGACACUCAAAUAAGCCGAUGGUCAGACAACUCAUGGCAGAACAUUUCUCCUAAUCAAUUGAAUAUUGCUAUUAUACGAUUGCACAUGGGUUAUUUUUUAGUAGCUUAUGAUCCUGACCAUAAAGACCUUGAUCAGUUUUCAAUCCGUUUGUGUGAUGACAUAAAAUGUACGCAAUCUUCCGAACAGGAUAUACAACUACGUAUCCCAUUCAACACGUUGAUGUGUGAUGUGACUGGCAUUCUUAAUAUUAGAUCGGAAGACGUUGACAAGUUGCUCCUAGUAUUAAACUUUUAUACUAUGGAUCACUCGGAAAGCAUGUCACACUCAAGUACUAUGGAUAGUAUUUCAAGUGCCCUCUCUUCUGUUUCAUCAGCAAUUGAUUUCAAGCACCCAUUGCUGAAAUGCUCUUCUGUAAUAAUACCCCACGAAUUGACGCCGGCCGUCACCGAUUCGACAUCUGACUAG